Pleuronectes platessa (European plaice) is the source of this 1635-nucleotide messenger RNA. It is a transcript of the gene kcng4a, whose product is annotated as potassium voltage-gated channel, subfamily G, member 4a. The transcript is spliced from 3 exons. The coding region runs from base 1 to 1635 and encodes 544 amino acids. NCBI's taxonomy places the organism in Eukaryota, Metazoa, Chordata, Actinopteri, Pleuronectiformes, Pleuronectidae. Gene Ontology annotation, molecular function: protein binding; delayed rectifier potassium channel activity. Gene Ontology annotation, cellular component: voltage-gated potassium channel complex; membrane. Gene Ontology annotation, biological process: protein homooligomerization; potassium ion transmembrane transport. The record is from RefSeq and is a predicted model, not a curated record.
AUGCCCAUCAUCAGCAACGCCAACCAUGACUUCAGCAACCUGUCGGUCAGCGAUGACAGCAGCCUCGACCGCAUCUUCACCGAGAUCCCUGAGACCGAGACCAUCAAGGGUGUGUACUACCAGAGGGCUCAGUUCAUCAAGCGGCCAGAGGACCUGGUGUCGGUCGACCACGGCCUGCUGGCGGUGAUCAACGUUGGGGGGAAUCGCUACACCUUCCCUUGGAGCACCCUGGAGCAAUUCCCCCUCACCCGACUGGGCCGACUCUCCGGCUGCCGGUCCCCCGAGGACAUCGCCAGCGUCUGUGACGACUAUGACGAAACGUACAAGGAGUUCUUCUUCGACCGCUCGCCGUCCGCCUUCAGGGUCAUCCUCAACUUCCUGGCCGCGGGGAAGCUGCGCCUGCUGCGGGAGAUGUGCGUCCUGUCCCUGCACGACGAGCUGACCUACUGGGGGGUGGAGAUGACUUACAUGGAGCGCUGCUGCAAGAGGAAGAUGUACACGCGCAUCGAGGAGGUGAACGAGCAGGAGCGUCGCGAGGAGGAGUGCCGGCAGAGGAACGCCAUGCAGCGGGUGCCGGUGGUGGAGACGAACUACCGUAAGGUGAUGAACUGGCUGCGAGACACGAUGGAGAAUCCACAAUCUGGUUUACCGGGGAAGAUCUUCGCCUGCAUGUCGGUGAUCAUGGUGGUGGUGACUGUUGUCAGCUUGUGCAUCAGCACCAUGCCCGACCUCAGAGAGGAAGAAGACAGGGGCGAGUGUUCCUCCAAGUGCUACAACAUGUUCAUCAUAGAGACGGUGUGUGUGGCCUGGUUUUCCCUGGAGUUUGUCCUGCGCUUCAUUCAGGCCCCCAGCAAGCUGGACUUCCUCCGGGGGCCACUCAACAUCAUCGACGCCAUGGCCAUCCUUCCCUACUACGUGUCCCUGUUGGUGAGUGAGGAGGACCCGGACCUGGAGCAUGAGCGGCCAGGAGGAGGUAAGGGCUACUUAGACAAGCUUAGCCUCGUGCUGAGGAUCCUGCGGGCGCUGAGGAUCCUCUACGUGAUGCGCUUGGCCCGCCACUCUCUCGGCCUGCAGACGCUCGGGCUGACGGUCAGGCGCAGCACCCGGGAGUUCGGCCUCCUCCUGCUGUUCCUCUGCGUGGCCGUCACCCUGUUUUCCCCGCUGGUCCACCUGGCCGAGAGCGAGCUCACGGGCACCCAUGACUUCAGCAGCAUCCCUGCCUCCUACUGGUGGGCUAUUAUCUCCAUGACCACUGUAGGCUACGGCGAUAUGGUACCGAGGUCCAUUCCAGGGCAGGUGGUAGCACUGAGCAGCAUCCUCAGUGGGAUCCUCAUCAUGGCCUUCCCUGCUACCUCCAUAUUCCACAUGUUCUCUCGCUCCUACCAAGAGCUCAAGAUGGAGCAUGACCGACUCUUUAAGGAAGAGUGCGCGGCUGCCGCAGCUGCUGCUGCCGCUGCCUCCGGGGAGCUGCCGGAGGCGGCGGGGGAGGGAGGGGUUGGGGCCUCAGCUCCACCUGGUCUGGGAUUACAUCUAGACAAGCAGACUGUGCACUCACUGGAGUCGCUGGCUCUGCUGGGGAAAGGUGGAGAAGCUGCAGGAAAUAACAACCACAGCCUUCCAGCAGCUGCUUUCUGA